AACUUAUCGAGUUGUAUUCAAUGUUCAUCCUCCUCAGAGUAGAUCCAUUAAAAUUAAUGAACCUCAGUUACUCCGGCCUAUUAACUUCAGUGGGUCUACUUUUGAGUAAGACAAACAUUGAAUACCACCCCUUAACAGUAACAGCUAUUUGAUAAUGGAACCAAUUACUCAGAGGGAGGGAUGAUGGACACUCUCUCUUCAGAGAUCUUCAGUAAGAGGCUGGACAGCCAUCUGUUAUUACUACUACUACGGCUAACAUUUAUUACCCACCCUUCACCCAAAGGUCUCAGAGUGGGUUACAACAAUUUUAAAAUACAGCAUUAAAAACAAUUAAAACAAUGUAGAAUCACAGGGUGGGUCCUUUAAAAUAUAUGUCUUGGGUGUCAAAGGCCAUGGUAAAGAGAUGCGUCUUCAGCCUUUGCCAAAAACUCCAGGAUGCUUUAGCUCUGGAUUUCCUGCAUUGAGCAGGAGUGGCGUGUGUGUGUUAGACUAUGUGGCCUACAAGGCCCUCUCUAACUCUGUGGUUCUCUGAGGCUUUUUGCAUUGGCCUAGAUCCCAAACAGUCCACUUCCUUAUGUACCUGCUAUUUAUUUUAUGCCAUUUAUCCUUUCCUUUUCAAUACAAUCAGCAAGGAAUGCUCUUUCAAGAGUUGCACCCCACACAUCCCAUUCACCUCAGCUACUCAAACCAUAGGUGGUACAUAGACAUCAACAGCUGAGGUGUAUAAGGGGAGAAUUUUGGCUGGGCCUCCAUUGCUGACUGCCCUGGGGAUGAAAGAGCCAUUGUCUGCAUCUCAGAAAGAGUUUUAAGGGGCAGAACAAGGGAAGGAUUCUACCAAAGUCACCAGGAAGGAAUGGAUUGAAGAACCCCUUGUAUUUUGAGUUCAAGAGGGAUAAAUUCAGUGAGUAGAAUAAAUGUUGCUGGCAGUUCAGUUCAGAAAUACAGCUCCAGUUUUUAAAAUGCUUGUUUAUCUUAUUUAUGUCCAACUUUCCUCCCAAGGACUUUCCUCCAAGGUGCCAUACAUGGCUCUCCCCCUCUCCAUGUUUCCCUCACAACAAUCCUGUGAGUAUGUGACCUAUCCGAGGCUGCCACCGUCUCUUCCAGCCUUCAGUCAUGGACACUGACGCCGUGCCCCCACAAGAAGCCUCAUUGACAGUUAAUGAGCAGGUGAUUGUGAUGUCGGGUCAUGAGACCAUUAGGGUGCUAGAGGUGGGGGUGGAUGCUCCACUCCCUGUGGAGAACAAAGGGAAAACUCAGAAAGCAACAACAGUGGCUGGAGAGGCUCCUGUGAGCUGCGCUCCAGAGUCCAGUGAAACAAGAAGGGAAGAGCUAGAGCAAAACCCAGAGAAAGCGUCUGGAGAGUCAGGUGGUGAAGUAAAGGCAUUACCUGAAAUAACCCCUGUGCCUGCCCCAGGAGUCAUCCCCUUCAGCCAAGUGACAAGCCAGCAAACACAAACUCUAACUCCCGUCACAGUGCAAGCUGCACCACAGGUCUUGACUCAGGAAAACUUAGCAACAGUUGUGACAGGCGUAAUGGUUCCAGCAGGGGCAGUUACUCAACCUCUUCUUAUCCCCAUCAGUAUUGCAGGUCAAGUGGCAAGUCAGCAGGGGCUGGCUGUGUGGACAUUUCCUGCAGCAACGGUCGCUGCCCUCCCAGGACUGACGGCUGCCUCUCCUACUGGGGGAAUUUUCAAAUCACCAAUAGCCAAUUUGCAAGCUGCUGCGGUGCUGAACACAGCAAUACAAGCCCCUUUGCAGCCAGCCCAGCCUAUCCAGGCACAGCAAACGGUCCAGCCACGGCCACCAGUCCAAACACAGACUGUGUUCCAGCCUCAAACACAGCCAGCCAUUUUGCCGCAGCCUGCCACAGCAUCCACACCACCUGUCGCCAAGCCCUUGGAAACUCAAACCCAGAUAACAGUUCAGCCAGCAGGAUUUGCCUUUAACCCUGGAAUAAUCAGUGCAGCUUCUCUUGGAGCACAAACCCAGCUCCUCAGCUCCUUGGCUGCAACACCAGUGAUCGCAAACACCAUUCCCAGUGUACAAGGGAUAACCGGGCAGAUCCUGACCAAUGCCCAGGGACAAGUCAUUGGGACUCUUCCAUGGGUGGUGAACCCAGCUGGAAUUGCCACAGCAAAUGCCACCCCUGCCACAUUGCCGGCACAGAAUCUUCAGCUGCAGGCAGUGACGCCGCAGCUGCUUUUGAAUGCUCAAGGCCAGGUUAUAGCCACCUUGGCUAGCAGCACCAUCCAGACAGCAGCAGCUGUUAGAAAGCCCAGCACACCAGAAUCUCCAGCAAAGAGUGAGGUCCAGCCAAUUCAACCUGCCCCAACUCUAUCACAGCCAGCUGUAGUCAUUGCAAGCCCUCCCCCUGCAGCCAAACUAGCUUCUGCUCCUGUCCCUAUCACCUGCUCGGAGACCCCGACUGUCAGCCAGCUGGUUUCCAAGCCUCAGCCUCCAAACAGUGGAAACGAUGAAGAUGGAAUUAAUCUGGAGGAGAUUAGAGAGUUUGCCAAGAACUUUAAGAUUCGACGCCUGUCUCUGGGUCUAACACAGACACAGGUGGGGCAAGCAUUGACUGCUACUGAAGGACCCGCAUACAGCCAGUCUGCUAUAUGCAGGUUUGAAAAAUUGGACAUCACUCCCAAAAGCGCCCAGAAGCUAAAGCCUGUGCUGGAGAAGUGGUUGAGUGAGGCUGAGCUGCGGAACCAGGAGGGCCAGCAGAACCUGAUGGAGUUUGUGGGUGGUGAGCCCUCCAAGAAGCGCAAGCGACGCACGUCUUUCACACCACAGGCCAUUGAAGCCCUCAAUGCCUACUUUGAGAAGAACGCCCUGCCCACGGGUCAGGAGAUCACAGAGAUCGCCAAGGAGCUCAAUUAUGAUCGUGAGGUGGUCCGGGUCUGGUUCUGCAACCGGCGACAGACACUCAAAAACACCAGCAAACUCAAUGUCUUUCAGAUCCCUUGAAGGCCAGGGCUAGCCUCAUGCCUCUCGCUGCUGUGAGCACUUUGUGGUGAAUAUUUCCCUGCACCUGCUGACCCUUUUAACAGUGACAACCGGAGUGGAAGGAGUGAGAUAUGGGAUUUCCUCUUGUUUUGAUGUGUCCCAGCCUUUGUUUCCUCACAUGACCCAGUCGUGUACAUGUCAGCCGUGUCCUUCCUUCCUUCCUUCCUGAGUAUUGUGCUGGAGCUGUGAAGGGUUUUAGGAAUACAUACACUUUUAGCUUCUUCCUGUGUCAGGCAAAACAUUGUCAGGGUUUUAUUUUGUUUUUUGAAGGACUUCCUGUGGUGUUUUUUUUAAGGUAGCAUUAGCACCAAUGCCAGAAUAGUGUCCACAAGAAAUUCCUGUUUCAUUUCAAGAAGAAUUGUAUGAGACCCUAUUUCAUUCCAACCUCUUUUCAUGGACACUUUUAUCUCUACAUACCUGGUAACAGGCCCAGUUUAAAAUAUCUAAUCAGAGUAGUGGCAUAACUUAUAUCUCCUUUUUCUUGUGAUUUAUUAUUAUUAUUAUUAUUAUUAUUAUUAUUAUUAUUAUUAUUAUUAUUAUUAUUAAG
Messenger RNA from Rhineura floridana, 3553 nucleotides. RefSeq names its product POU class 6 homeobox 1 (gene POU6F1). Gene Ontology annotation, molecular function: DNA-binding transcription factor activity, RNA polymerase II-specific; RNA polymerase II cis-regulatory region sequence-specific DNA binding. Lineage: Eukaryota; Metazoa; Chordata; Lepidosauria; Squamata; Rhineuridae. The transcript is spliced from 11 exons. Bases 1114 to 2967 code for a protein of 617 amino acids. Gene Ontology annotation, biological process: regulation of transcription by RNA polymerase II. The record is from RefSeq and is a predicted model, not a curated record.